AUGUCCAAUUGGCAUAAUCAACGUUCCGCGCUCACAUUAUUCGCAUUCUGCUCAUGGCUUGUGUUGUUCUGCCUACAAAUCUCUGCCGUUCAACCAGCGAUACACUCACGUACAUCAUCGGUAGCCAGCAGCAAUAGCAAUGCCAUCGGGGAUGGUGAGGCAGAAGAUUCCUCUGAAACUGCCGCGGACACAGCUGUGCCUAAUGAGCCAACCGUGAAAAAGCAACUGUACAACCGUCAAAAGCCAAAUGUCAGCAACAGAAGAGAUUUUUCAGAGAAAAUGUCAUGGCAGUGUGCCAAUAACGCCAGCUGCCUACAUACGCUGGCCACUGAUAUACUGCAAGCGUACAAGCGCGGAGAGACCAUUAGUCUGGGCUUCAUGGAUUUGGCUAAGUUGCCACCACUCAGCGCUAAGGAUGCAGAAAAAUUGAAUAACGCCGAAACGGGGCGUGGCAUUUCUAGUUUUGUUGAUUUUAUCAGUGGCAACGCCAUACGUAUACCAGUGGGUCCGAUGGUGUUUAGCGUGCAACGUGCCGAGGAUGAUGGGAAUUACAUUGAAAUUGCGCUGCUUAAGAAGGCGAGCGGAAGUCAAGGUCGAGGCGGUGGUCUAGGAGGCGGCGGCGGCUUAGGUGGCGGUGGCGGUCUUGGCGGCGGUGGUGGAGGUGGUGAUAGUUUACUGAGCAGCCUAGGUGGUGGCUUAGGUGGUGGCUCAGGUAUUGGUGGUGGUAGCGGCGGUGGUGGACUCUUAGGUGGCGGCGGUAAUGGUGGUGGCGGUGGUGGUAAUCGUGGGCGCUUCCGCAAGCAGAAACAAGAUAAAAAGCAAUUCCAAAUGUAUAUACCAAUGUAUUUGGCGGCAACCACGUUCGGUUGGACUAUGGUAGCAGCGAAGGCGGUCGGUUUGUUGACUCUCAAAGCGUUAGCAGUCUCCAAGUUGGCAUUUAUAGUGGCAGCAAUGGUUAUUGUGAAAAAGUUGAUGGAUAAUGCCUCGGAAAAAAUGAUGUACCAAUUCCCCGAGCACACGCCCUAUAUGAUGCCAUACAGCAUGGACUACGGCAUGCAUCCGGAAAUGGCUUCUGGCGGCGAAAUGUAUCCAGCCGCGUUACAAUUAGCCGCUGCGCCUAUGCAACAUCAUGGCGGUGGCCAUUCGGGUCUCGAGUCUAUGGCAGCGGAGAGUAGUUUGCAUCAUAAUAUUGCCGAUAUGCAAAACAGCACACAAGUUUUGGCCGCUUUGAAUGCUGUACAUCUCGGACCGAAAGUGAAACGGGAGGACACUUGGUUGGGAAAGAUUGACUGGAGAAUGCCAUUACGCUUCGUUAAUAGUCCAUUUAGGCGUACAAUACGCAGGCAACCGUUUAAGCGAAAUGAUUUUAAUGAAUUUUUGAUGCGCUAUAAAAGUGACUUGCGCCGACGACGAAAUGACGAAGCAAUCGCUGCAAAGGUUGCCUUGGCUGCGGCAGUGGCAGCCACCGAGGAGGAGGAAGAGCACGAGGGGCAGGAAUCGGGCGAAGAUGAUAUAUUCGAAGAGGAGGAGAGUAUAAAAGAUACAUUCGAAUAUUUGGGCAUGAAAUUGAGAAGAAAGAAAAGGCAUUCUGCUUAG
Messenger RNA from Ceratitis capitata (Mediterranean fruit fly), 1596 nucleotides. RefSeq lists its product as uncharacterized. Lineage: Eukaryota; Metazoa; Arthropoda; Insecta; Diptera; Tephritidae. The record is from RefSeq and is a predicted model, not a curated record. The transcript is spliced from 4 exons. Bases 1 to 1596 code for a protein of 531 amino acids.